Perkinsus marinus ATCC 50983 is the source of this 1320-nucleotide messenger RNA. RefSeq lists its product as hypothetical. Gene Ontology annotation, cellular component: mitochondrion. The transcript is spliced from 10 exons. Gene Ontology annotation, molecular function: metalloendopeptidase activity; metal ion binding. Gene Ontology annotation, biological process: proteolysis. Bases 1 to 1320 code for a protein of 439 amino acids. The record is from RefSeq and is a predicted model, not a curated record. Lineage: Eukaryota; Perkinsozoa; Perkinsida; Perkinsidae.
AUGUUGGUACAAAAAAGUGUUCCUUAUCUCUCCCACAGUUUGGCUGUGCAUCCAGCAGCAGCAGCUCUAGCACGCACAGGACGGAGGGGCUUCCUCGAUAGGCGUAUGAUAAGCAAUAUGUCAGCUAGUUUGGGAGGUGCUCUUUUCAACGCCCCACCAACAAAGGUGACCACCCUACCCAAUGGGCUGCGUGUUGCUACUCAGCACACCUUCACGGAGUCUGCUACUGUUGGGGUUUGGAUUGACGCGGGCUCGCGAUAUGAGACGAAGGAAACCAAUGGCACGGCCCAUUUUCUAGAGCAUCUAGCUUUCAAAGGAACGCAGCGGAGAUCGAGAAUUCAGCUAGAGAGAGAAGUUGAAGAUAUUGGAGCUCAUCUGAAUGCCUAUACUUCUCGAGAACAAACAGUAUACUAUGCAAAGACACGUCGCGAGUGCGUUGGUCAAGGCCUCGACAUACUAUCGGAUAUACUUCAGCACUCCAAGCUUGAACGAAGAGCUAUUGAGGAGGAAAGAGGUGUUAUUCUGCGAGAAAUGGAAGAAGUGAAUAAGUCGCUGGAAGAGGUUAUUUAUGACCAGUUGCAUAUAGCGUGUUUUCGUGAGGACCCUCUAGGAGUUACUCUCGACGUAAUACAAGUGUGUUGGAGGAAUAUAUGUUCGCUUUCCUCAGCUGAGCUCAGGAGUUUCCUAUACAGUGUUGGAGGAAUAUAUGUUCGCUUUACACAUGUAGUUGACGAUGAGCAUAUUUUCCUACGAUGGUGUAUAUAUACGAAUUUGGGUAGAAGUGUACGGAAACCGAUGAGAAUUCCCUCAGAAUUUUUGCAUGUGACGGAUGCAUUGGGAGCAGCUGGUCACGUCGCAGUGGCGUUUGAGGGCGUACCGUGGACUAGUCCAGAUUGUAUUACAUUCAUGCUGAUGCAGCAAAUAGUGGGGGGAUAUAACUCGGCGUUCCAAGGUAGAAAUGGAGUUAAUUUUGUUGUUGAUGGUGUUGUUGGUGGUGAUAGGGUUGAUACCGCCUACGCUGUCGGCGAACUCGUCUAUACAGGCUAUUCAUUCACCGCCUUUAAUACGUGUUAUAAAGACACUGGUCUGUUUGGGUUCUAUGUGGCCAGCCCGGAGCAAGCAGUGAAUAGAGCUAUUGAUGAGCUCAUGUGUAGCAUCAACUGCCUUUCCUAUAGUGUUACGGAAGACGACUUGGAAAGGGCUAAGAAACAGCUGCUUACUACGCUCUUCAUAGGCUUGGAUGACACUACAGGUGGGUGUAUGUGUUCGAACGUCGAGCACCGGCUUGGUCAGACUAGCAUCAUUGACAUCUUCUUAUGA